UGUAACCCCGCCGCUCUCUCUCCCUCUCAAAAGAGAAUCCCAACGCCGUCCCUACAAGUUCCAUAGCAGAUUUGGUAUUUACCAAAGAGCCUCGUCGGUAGCACUGAAUCCAAUUCUCAGUGUCUCAAUUACUCCAUAGUCAAUCGUGAAACCCUAGGCCAUCUCUCUCUCUCUCUCUCUAAACCCAUGGCGUCGAGAUCCCGCAGCCGCAAGCUCUCCUUCGACAUACUCAACACCGCCACCGCAACCUCCUUAUACGACGACGACCUCGAAUCAAUCCUCUACCGAUCCAAUUCCGAUUCCUUCCCUCGCCAAAAUGGCCACCCACCGAAGCCGACUGGCCUAAAGCGCAACAACAGAGGAUCCAAGAAGAAGAGGAAGAAGCAGAGCGCGAUGAUCGACUGCUCCAUAUCCGAGGAUUCAAUUUUAGAUGAUCCACGAUCCGCGGUGACCGAGAACGGGUCAUGUAGAACUGAACCGGAAGCCAAUUGCGACAGUCACAGCGUCGAGAGCGUUAAUGUGUGUGAACCGGAGGAGAGUGUCGGUACGGUGUGUCCGGUUAGGGAAGCAGCAGACUUCCUUAGUGUGCGGGAUUUUGAGGGGAGAGAGUUGAGGCAGAGGAGUGUGACUGGUGGUGGGAGUGAGGGGGCCGUGUCGCGGAUUGACGAGGAGGAUACGGAGGAGAGUGGUUGUACGGAGGUGGAUUCUGUGUCGGCGAAACAACGGGUGGAACCGAACGGGAAUGCGGUUAGGAGGUUGGAGACCGCGGGGUCGUUGGAUUGGAAGCGGUUGAUGGCACAAGAUCCCAAUAAUGUAUUGUCUGUGGAGAAGUCUCCGUGGAAGUACUUUAUGGAGGAACUGUACAGUGGAAAUUCCUUAAGGAACACAACUACUCUUGGCAAUGAUAAAGAACGGGAAAGAGUAUAUGAUACUAUGUUCCGCUUGCCAUGGCGAUGUGAGCUGCUUAUAGAUGUUGGCCUCUUUGUCUGCUUGGAUUCCUUUUUGUCACUGUUAACAAUCAUGCCGGCAAGGAUUCUCAUGACCUUUGGGAAGCUUUUUAAAACAGGGCAGUUUGAAAAGCCUUCUGCUGCAGAGCUGUCUGACUUUGGCUGUUUCAUGGUUCUGGCUUGUGGGGUUGCUCUUCUUGAACAAACAGAUAUCAGCCUUAUAUAUCACAUGAUUCGUGGUCAAGGAACGAUCAAACUUUAUGUGGUCUACAAUGUGCUGGAGAUUUUUGACAAACUAUGCCAAAAUUUUGGUGGAGAUGUGCUGCAAACAUUAUUCAAUACAGCAGAAGGACUUGCUAACUGUUCACCAGAACACACUAGAUACUGGAUUUGGAGAUUCGUUUCAGACGAAGCAUUAGCUGCAGUUUCAUCAAUUGUUCAUUCAUUCAUCUUAUUAGCUCAGGCCAUUACAUUGUCAACUUGUAUUGUCGCUCACAAUAAUGCCUUGUUUGCUUUGUUGGUAUCAAACAACUUUGCGGAGAUAAAGAGCAAUGUAUUUAAACGCUUCAGCAAGGAUAAUAUUCAAAUUCUGGUGUAUCAUGAUUCGGUAGAACGGUUCCACAUUUCGGCAUUUUUAUUAUUCGUUCUAGCUCAAAAUAUUUUGGAAGCAGAGGGUCCUUGGUUUGAAAGUUUUGUUUCUAAUGCUCUCGUGGUUUAUAUCUGUGAAAUGAUGAUUGACAUAAUAAAACAUUGUUUUAUUGCUAAAUUUAACGACAUAAAGCCAAUUGUGUACUCUGAAUUUCUCGAAGAUCUUUGCAAACAGACUCUGAAUAUGGAAACGGAAAAUGGGAAGAAAACCCUUACUUUUGUCCCUUUGGCACCAGCAUGUGUGGUAAUUAGAGUAUUGGCUCCAGUUUAUGCUGCUCAUCUUCCUUAUAGUCCACUUCCGUGGAGGCUCUUUUGGAUCUUGCUACUGUCUGCCAUGACCUUUGUCAUGCUUGCGAGCCUCAAAGUGAUGAUUGGCAUGGGCCUUAAGAAGCAUGCCAAGUGGUACGUCAAUAGGUGCCAGAAGAGAAAACUUCACUCUGACUAAGCGAAUAGAAGAGAGAUCAAGUUUAUACAACGAACCAACUUUUCUUUCUUCAGAGGGUGCUCAAGACUUGCAUAUUUGAUAGUGAUGACUGAUGAGAGAGGUCCCAGGUAAGUACAGAAAACAUGACCGAGGGUACUAUAGUCUUUUUCCCAGCGAAGGGGUGGUUCGGUGUCUCAGAGUUGUGUCUCUCAGUAGUUCACUCCCAAUUUUGUUACAGAAAAAGCCAUCUAUUGAGUCCAAAACAUAGAUUUUUUUUCUGUAUUCAUCCAUGUUGACAAGAUUUUUAUGCUCCAAAGUCAUAAUGUAUUAUGCUCUUAGUUUUUCAUGUUUUAAGUGGAAAAAACUGCUCAUGACAAUACUAGAUUAUUAGAUAUUCUUCGUACAA
Molecule: messenger RNA, 2425 nt
Organism: Rhododendron vialii
Lineage: Eukaryota; Viridiplantae; Streptophyta; Magnoliopsida; Ericales; Ericaceae
Product: protein POLLEN DEFECTIVE IN GUIDANCE 1
Exons: 11
Coding region: 187-2040 (617 amino acids)
Biological process (GO): maintenance of protein localization in endoplasmic reticulum
Cellular component (GO): endoplasmic reticulum membrane
Source: RefSeq, a predicted model, not a curated record